GGCAAAUAACGGUGGUAGCAGUGAUGAGAUUGAAAAGUACAAUGGACGGGUGAAAUUUUUACCAUUGUUUUUAAUGUAUUAAUUUAAUUAUUAUUUUCUGAAACUAGUUUACGAUAGCUGAGAAAAUAGCGGUAAAUUAUUUAUAAUCUAUUGUAGUCAGUGACCGUACUCCUGUAUAAGAAUCUAUUGUAAUUGUUGAUGUUUAAAAAUUUGUUGUGCCAAAAUGGAAUUGUCAUCGGGUAAUCCAACUUCCCAAGACUUUUUAAAACACAAAAGAGGACAACGAAAUUCAAACUCUUCAUUGCCUCCAUAUUUUUCUGAUGUAGAAGUUGAUAUCAUAGAUAUUAAUAGCAUACAUUUUGAAGAUGAUGAAUCCUGGUUGUGCUCUUCUAGUAGUGAAAAUCCCGUUUUAGAUUUACAUAAAUGGUUAUGCAAAGAUUUAGAUACAAAUUCUACACCUCUUACAAACAUCACAACAUAUAUUGAUUCACAGAAGAAUGUUGACUCUAGAACAUUUACACGUCCAAAGAAAAGGUUUACACGUCCUUCUAUAGAACGAUACAAUGAAGAGAUGUAUGGUAGUAGCAGUGAAACAAUUACUAUACAAACAAACUCUAGAAGUUUCAUAAUAGAAGAAAAUUCAGAGCCUAUAAGAGAAACUGAAAUGCCUGUUAAUUUUGAUUUAUCCCUUCCUUCCAGCAGCUAUUAUUUUGACAAAAUGAUAGCAGACUUAGGAGAGUCAGAUUCAUUUCAAAACAUGUCCCCACCAAGUCUUGUAAAUUCCAUGUGCUCAUCAACUUUUGCCAAUCUUAUGGAAAGUAGUUUUAUUAAGAAUGAUCCUAUUUUAAGAGAAAUCAGAGAUACUGACUAUUCUGAAACUGUAUUAUUGCAAGAUUCUGAAGCUCCAAUGUUUCAAUCAAUAACUGAAAGUUGCAGCAGUAUUAAUUCUGACACUCCUGAAAAUUUCUUAAAAAAGGUUUCUUUCAAUGGAACAUUUAAAAAAAAUACAUGGAAAGAAGGAGACAAGCAGAAACAUACAGAUACAACUUUUAGUAAGCCUGUUGAAUUAGAAAAGGAAGGGGACAAUACAAUUAAAAAUAUUUCUGAAAAUUCCACAGGACAAAACAACGAAACUUGGGUUAAUCCAAAUGGUACAUAUCGUAGAAUUACUAAACAUAAUGGCACAUUUAAAAAGUCUGAUAUUAAAAAGAAUCAAAAUGUUUUAAAUACAACAUUUGAGACAGAACCCCAGCAAAAAAUUAACCCAAAUACAACACAUGUGCUUAUAAAAGACUGUAAUGGUGUUGAAAACAUGAAAAAAGAAUUAUCCGACAACAUGGAUAUGUAUACAGAUUUAAAUAGGUUAAGUUAUUGCCUUGAAAAUGAUAAUAUAGAAUUACAUGAAGCAUAUGAUGAUAUAAAUGGAUCCUCAAAUAAUUUGAAGACUUCUAAUCUAAGUGGCUCUGCUGGUUCUGCAGACAGUCUUGAUAGAUUAAGCAGCAUGUCAAGCAGUAGUAGAGGUUCAAACAAAAUGCUCAAUAUGGCAGAUGUAGAUGCCAUUGUAGAGAUGCAGGAAAGAAGUCUCCAACAAGUGAUGUCAACUCCAAAAAUAUCGACAGCUUCCAAAAAAUUAUGGGACCAUAAUUUCAUAUCACCUAUAACCACAGUAGAAACUAUAUCAGAUUCUGACCAUUCAUCUAACGACGACUACAAAAGCGUCCGAUCGACCAUAUCAUCAAAAGGAUCUUUAGAUCAAUUCGUCAUUAAACAACAACCAAAAAGCUUAGGUUAUGCACCGAUUUCCUUAGAUGCAACAAUCAAAAUUAGUCAAAAAGGUUCCUAUACUGCACCAGCUCCCAAACCUUUGCCAGUAACUAGACCCUAUGCUAAGACUAAUUCAUAUUCUAACCUCAAACCUAUGAACUCGAACAUACCUGGUAGUUACUCGAAUAUUUAUAAAAUGAGUACUGCGAAACAACCAUCUAUUAAUAUGGGGUCUAAUUUAAAAACUAUGGGUACAAAACUGAAAGGCUCUUAUACUAGUCUAAGACCCAUGAGCUCUAAUCUACCAGUGGCGCCACCUCUAAUUAGUUCCAAUACAACGUCGACGUUGAAUAAAGCAACUCCUCUGAAUAUAGUAGAAGUACAACCGAUGCCAAGAGAAAAAAUUACGUUAGUAGGUGACAACACAUUUGUAAAACCCCAUCCAGUAAAAGCUAGUGGCUUACCAAGGCCCACAGGAAUACCCAGGCCAGCUUCUAAAAUACCCGCACCUCGUGGUAGUAAUGUAAGGCCAAAAACUUCGAGAUCUGUGUAUUCUAAAACGGAAAUGAAAACCGUAACCCAGUAACGAAAUGUAGUUGCUGUUUUGUGCCUUAUAUUUAUAUCCGAGCUUUCUAAAUAUAGGUAUUGUGAAGCAUAUCCCUCUAAUAAAACGUUUUCCUUUUA
Messenger RNA from Diorhabda carinulata, 2448 nucleotides. RefSeq lists its product as uncharacterized. The record is from RefSeq and is a predicted model, not a curated record. NCBI's taxonomy places the organism in Eukaryota, Metazoa, Arthropoda, Insecta, Coleoptera, Chrysomelidae. The transcript is spliced from 7 exons. Bases 224 to 2350 code for a protein of 708 amino acids.